CGUUCAGGUGAAAGUCUGACGUCAAAGCGAGUGCAAAAACCAACCCGGUUUAAAUGCGCCGCCCGCGGGUGCACCGUCAGUUCCGUGCGCGCGUUCAUGGUGCCGUGUGUGCCAGUGAACGCAGUGGUGUGAGAGAGAGAGAGAGAGAGAGAGAGAUUGAGAAGGGGAGAGAGGGAGAGAGGGAGAGAAACGUCAACAUGAGCAAGUUUGGUUCUUUGGCGAAGCGCAUAAAGUCGGCGCGUACCGGCGUGGCGCUCGGUGAGCAGGUGUGCAUGGUGGAUUGCGCGCCCCCGUGUCCGUGCGGCUCGUCUCCGCCGUGCGUGUGUCCGUCCUCAGGAGGCGCAGGCGGAGCGGAGGAGCUGAAGGAAAAUGGAGGUCCGUGUGAGACAGGAGUGUCCAGCAAUCGUGGUUUUGAUAAUCUUGCCUAUAUGGCAGGAAGCCUCAGUGAACUUCGACCACAUGCUGGCCAGAUUUCUCACCUAACCCUAUCUCUAACUAGCGGCCCUUCCUGUUCAGAUAACGCUCACACCCUCCAGACGCGUCUCUCUGCACUCAGCGGUGUAGCCGAUGUGUUUAUUUCCCAGUCUGGAGGCAGAGUGUGGGUAGGCUACUAUCAAUCUGCAGUCACGGCUAAAGAGAUCGUACAGGAGAUUCAGGGGAUUGGAUACCGAGUGAGAGACAUGACAAAUGCUCCUCCAUCUGGAGAAUCAGCUCAGGAAGAAAGCUUGGUAAGAUUCAGAGUGGAUGGAAUGACCUGCCACUCAUGUGUUCGCUCCAUCAAGGACCGGAUUGGAGCACUGCAAGGGGUUAUGGGUUUAAACAUAUCUUUAAGUGACAAGGAAGCCUUUAUAUGGUAUAACCCCAAACUAGUGGAGCCAGAACUCCUCAGGGAAAACAUACAAGGCAUGGGCUUUGAUGCCUGCCUCAAUCAGACAGACCCAAGCCAUGUCAAGGUGGCACAAUCCGAAUGGGUUGAGGAGAGCUUUGGUGUGGAAGGAAUGCAUUGUGGGUCGUGUGUCAAAAAUAUUACAGAGAGCUUAUCUGGAAUGCUGGGUGUCCAGGGUGUGUUGGUGUCAUUGGAAAACAGAAGUGUGCAUUUGACAUACGAUCCAUCUCUGGUUACCCUGGUUACAAUCAAAGCAGUAAUAGAGGAACUACCAUAUGGCAAAUACAGAGUAACUCCAGAUUUCCAGGAACAGAUUGGAAGAACUAAUGGAUUUUUGCAGAUAUCUGGAAUUCAUCCCUCGGACACUGCUUCACUAGAGAGAGUGAUGAUUAUAAUCAAAGGCAUGACAUGUAAUUCUUGUGUGCUGUCCAUAGAGGAAAUAAUGUCCAAGAGAACUGGUGUGCAUGCUAUCACAGUGUAUCUGAACAAGCAGAAGGGAAUAAUUACGUUUGACCCCAGAGUGACUCGUCCUGAGGAACUCAGGGAGGCCAUCGAGGACAUGGGAUUUGAGACAUCCAUUGAACUAGAUUCUGCUGGUAAUGACGUCCUACACAAUAGGCAGGAUUCCCAAAAAAGCGUACCCUCAUACCUCAAGAAUGGGACUCAACCAAGAAUUACACCUCAGACCUUUAAAUCAUCAGUCAAUCCAUCGCGAAUUGAAGAUCCUGUAGAGGCAAAAACACAGAAAUGCUUUGUCCGGGUCACAGGGAUGACCUGCACUUCCUGUGUGGCCAACAUCGAGAGAAAGCUGCACAAGCAUGCAGGUAUUAAGUCUGUCCUCGUAGCCUUGAUGGCAGGUAAAGCUGAAAUUAGGUAUGACCCAGACUACGUGGAUUCAGCGCAGAUAGUUAAACUCAUCGCUGGACUGGGAUUCGGAGCGUCUCUAAUGGACGACGGUGCAGUCAGCAGCGGCCUUCUGGACCUUUCCGUAACUGGCAUGACAUGUGCUUCCUGUGUCCAUACCAUCGAAACCAAACUGCAAAGUACAGAUGGCAUUCUGGAGGCCACUGUUGCCUUGGCAACCAACAAGGCUCACAUUAAGUUUGAUCCCGAAGUGGUCGGGGCGCGCGACAUCAUCCAAGUUAUCGAGGGUCUUGGGUUUGACGUGUCAUUGAUAAGGAAUGAUGCUUUAAGAAAAAAUGAUGGCUUGGAUCACCAGAAGGAGAUACGACUUUGGCGUCAGUCUUUCCUGUUCAAUCUGCUGUUCGGGAUUCCUGUCAUGGGCCUGAUGAUUUACAUGAUGGUGAUGGACAAGCAGCAUGAAGAACAUGAAGGAGCCAUGGCAGACAUGCAGAACGUGCUGCCCGGACUCUCGCUUCUUAACCUCAUUUUUUUCUUGCUCUGUACCCCGGUCCAGAUCUUCGGCGGCCGAUACUUCUAUAUCCAAGCCUAUCGUUCUCUAAGACACGGCGUAGCCAACAUGGAUGUGCUAAUCGUUCUGGCCACCACUAUUGCGUACGUUUACUCCUGCGUGGUGCUGGUGGUAGCCAUGAGUGAGGAGGCUAAGCAAAGUCCGGUCACUUUUUUCGACACACCUCCCAUGCUGUUUGUUUUCAUUGCCCUUGGACGCUGGCUGGAGCACAUUGCCAAGAGUAAGACGUCAAAGGCUCUGGCCAAACUCAUGUCUCUGCAGGCCACAGAUGCGACUAUAGUGACACUGGGACACGACAACGCAAUCAUCAGGGAGAAGCAGAUCUCAGUGGAGCUGGUGCAGAGAGGAGAUGUGGUUAAAGUGGCACCUGGUGGGAAGUUUCCGGUCGAUGGGAAAGUGAUCGAGGGAAACUCCAUGGCUGAUGAGUCUCUGAUCACAGGAGAGCCGAUGCCAGUCAGGAAGAAACCUGGCAGCUGUGUGAUUGCUGGUUCGAUUAAUGCUCAUGGAGCGCUGCUGGUCGAGGCCACACAUGUAGGAGCAGAUACAACACUCAGCCAGAUCGUCCGUUUGGUGGAGGAGGCACAGACGUCCAAGGCACCGAUCCAGCAAUUUGCAGACAAGCUGAGCGGAUACUUCGUCCCUUUUAUCGUGUUCGUCUCCGUGGCAACGCUGGCAGCUUGGCUUAUUAUUGGAACUUUCGAUUUUGACAUCGUGGCAAAGUAUUUUCCUGACUACGAUAAGGAUAUUUCCCGGGUCGACGUGGUGGUCCGCUUUGCCUUUCAGGCGUCCAUCACUGUUUUAUCUAUUGCUUGCCCCUGCUCUCUGGGUCUUGCGACCCCCACGGCGGUGAUGGUGGGCACAGGGGUCGGGGCGCAGAACGGCAUUCUUAUCAAAGGUGGAGAGCCGCUGGAGAUGGCCCACAAGAUCAGAGCGGUGAUGUUCGACAAAACAGGCACCAUCACAAACGGGGUCCCCCGAGUCACUCGUGUGCUGGUUCUCUGGGAUCGAGCCCGCCUGCCUCUCCGGAAAGUUCUAGCCAUAGUGGGCACUGCGGAGGCCAGCAGCGAACACCCACUGGGCAUGGCAGUCACUAAACACUGCAAAGAGGAGCUUAGCACGGAGACCCUGGGCUUUUGCCAUGACUUCCAGGCUGUACCGGGGUGUGGGAUCAGCUGUAAAGUUUCCAAUAUCGAGGAUCUCCUGCAGAUUAGUGCGGAGACAGACGGCACACAAACACAGACACACACACAGACACACGAGCCGACCUGUCUCACCCUCCAGGGAGCCACCAUGGAUGAGAGUAACUUAGUUACAGAUGGAGAUGUGGGUUCAGGCUCUCCCUCAUAUUCUGUCCUGAUCGGGAACAGGCAGUGGAUGCAGAGGAAUGGAUUACAUGUCACACCUGACGUGGAUGAAGCCAUGAGCAGCCAUGAGACAAAAGGACAAACAGCUAUUUUAGUGGCUAUAGAUGGUGUGCUGUGCUCUAUGUUAGCAAUAGCAGACACGGUAAAAGAGGAGUCGGCUCUGGCUGUACACACUCUGGGCCGGAUGGGGAUCGACGUUAUGAUGAUCACAGGAGACAACCGUCGCACCGCUAAAGCCAUCGCCACACAGGUUGGCAUCAAAAAAGUGUUUGCGGAGGUCUUGCCCUCUCACAAGGUGGCUAAAGUGCAGGAGUUACAGGAAAAGGGGCUGAAGGUGGCCAUGGUGGGUGACGGAGUGAAUGACUCGCCCGCUCUCGCUCGUGCUGAUCUGGGCAUAGCCAUCGGCACGGGCACCGAUGUGGCCAUCGAGGCAGCGGACAUCGUCCUCAUCCGGAAUGAUCUUCUGGAUGUGGUGGCCAGCAUCGAGCUGUCCAAAAAGACAGUGCGAAGAAUCCGUAUCAACUUCCUGUUUGCUCUCGUUUAUAACCUGCUCGGGAUACCGAUCGCUGCAGGUGUGUUUAUGCCCGUGGGUUUGGUGCUCCAGCCAUGGAUGGGUUCAGCUGCAAUGGCUGCAUCCUCUGUCUCCGUCCUGCUCUCCUCUUUACUGCUGCGAUGCUAUAAGAAGACAUCGGCGGAUCAGUACGAAUCGAGAGCUCAUGGGCGCAUGUGCAGUCUGAGGUCGUCUCAGGUCAGCACUCACGUGGGGUUGGAGAAGAGGCGAUGCAGCCCUCGGACCCUUCGCCGCAGUCGCUCCAGACACAGUCAGGUUUCUCGAUCUCCAUCUCAAACCUUCAGAGCCGAACGAGUGCAUGCGGAGCUGGACCGCCACCAUCUGCUCGAGAAUGAACAUUAUGGCCCUGAAUUUAUUGUGUAAGAAAGCCAUGGAGUUUACAGUCUGUCCUUACAGGUUCACAAAACAGAUCUCGGAUGAGUGCAUCAUUACAUUUUUAUCACAGGGUUCAAAAUAUAUGCAUUAUAGAAAGAUUGUGUUUGAACCCCAUCAGUCUGGUCGUCCUGCUGGCGGGAAAAGGCCUCUGUUUUUUAAAGAGCAUCACUGAUUUCGCUAUAAGAAUCUACAAAUGUGAAAAUAACCAGCAGGCUACAAUUUGUCAAUGGUUUGCUCUUGGUUUCAUUGUAAAUAUGUACAAAAUUAAUACAAUGUACAGUACAUAAUAUUACAGAUGGGCAUGUAUUAAACUGGCUACAGCACUGGUUAUGGUUACUGUACCACAUGACUCCAUACUAUACUUUAAUGAACUAUACUAUGAAACACUAUUUCAGUUUUAUCUACUACACUGCUAUACAGUAAAAUAUAGCAUAUAUAUUUUUUAUAGUAUACUAUACCAUAUUGCUCUACCAUACUAGACUAUAUUUUAAUAUGUUAAAACUUUCCAAUAAUUUGAACAAAUAUUAAAUUAUUUAAUUCAUUAUACUGCUGUACUGUAGCUAAAAAAUACCCAUUACAUCUACUAUAACACAAUCUUUAUGUUAUUUACUCUUGGUCUUUGUAUUGGUCUUUCCUAUUGCUUCUGGGUAUUAUAAUAAACUAAGUUU
This is a messenger RNA of Silurus meridionalis, 5296 nucleotides long. It is a transcript of the gene atp7b, whose product is annotated as ATPase copper transporting beta. The transcript is spliced from 21 exons. Gene Ontology annotation, biological process: monoatomic cation transport; copper ion homeostasis. Gene Ontology annotation, cellular component: membrane. Gene Ontology annotation, molecular function: ATP hydrolysis activity; copper ion binding; ATP binding. NCBI's taxonomy places the organism in Eukaryota, Metazoa, Chordata, Actinopteri, Siluriformes, Siluridae. Bases 54 to 4616 code for a protein of 1520 amino acids. The record is from RefSeq and is a predicted model, not a curated record.